AUGGAUAUGGUGCAGCUGGAAGAGGAGGAGGUCGGCGACGUGGAGGUGGAGUAUUGUCGUAAGCAGGGGCCGGGGCGACGAUGCUUGCCCUGGUGCUCAGAUGAUGAUGAUGAUGAUGAUGAUGAUGUAUGGCAUGAGGCUAUGAUAGGACUGCUAGUUGAUCACGAGCGUGCGGAGGUGAGCCUCAAUUCUAAGGUGGGUGUUCAGGUUGGUGACAGGCAUGCAAUGGCCAGACGUAUGGGCGAUUGGGUGAAGGUGACGGAGGUUGGCGAGUAUGCAGGCACCCCUGAAGACAUAGUUAGUUUCCGAACCUAUGCGGCCAAGAGGAACAAGGAUGAGUUGGGGCUGCUGCAGCCUAGUCAGAAAGUGCGUGAAUUGAAAGUGAGGAAGGUGAAGCUGCCGGUCAAGCUUCCCAAGCCGCCCAACAAAGGCAAGGGUGGCAAGGGGAGAUCCGUCAGUCCGUCGCCCUUGAAACCACCGGACCCAACACCUGAUGCUAGAGCAGCGUCGCUGACGAGGACGGGCAAAGAAGGCGUGGUUUUGGAAGAGGUCGACAUCGAGCCGACAUGGCGCAACAAGACGGUUCAAGGAGGGGCAUUUGAUCAGCAGCACAGUGACUUGGUGGAAGCGGGCGAAAAGCUACUCGAAUCUCGCAAUGCUUGGGCCCUGCCUGUUGAGGAGGACCAUGUUGCUUCCUUUCGUGAAUCUAUACGACUCAUGAAGGAUGCCCUGAAGCGUAGCGAGGAAGCGCAACAGGCUUUUCAAAGUGCAGAGGCGGCUGGCGAGGAGAUGCCGGUGGCCACGCUCUCAUGCGCCAUGGCAUUUAACGGAGCAAUACAAGUUGCUCCAGAAGUGGUAGGUUUCGGUGCAGGCUUCACCACUCCUCAACGAGCUGGGACUUGCUAUGCGAAAUGCGUUUUCCUGGCCUUACGGACCUUGCUGGCCGAGUUCGGAGUUCCAAAGAGAGUGCGAAGGCAUUUGAUGUUCAACAUGAGGCUCUACUUCUUGGAGAACAUGGUCAAAGACCUGGACACCACGUCCCGGUCAUCAGAACUCACCACCAGCGAUCGCAUUGUUUUGACUGUGGCAUUGAAACAGGUCGCACGAAGAUGUGUGCGGGAUGAAGACUUGGCCAAAGCAGUGACUCGUGCACACAUGUGCUUGCACAAGAUUUGGUUGGCAGCUCCUCCCAUGCGAUGGCUUGGGCUUUUGGCACGAGAGCCUUCAGAUUGGGCUCCAGUCACCAUGGAGUUUCAAGGAAACUCGGGCUUUGGUGGCUUCAGGAUGGAGUUUCUAUCGGCAUUGGUGCCUCCAGAUGUUCGAACUGCUUUUGCAGGCCCCACCUCAUCUAAAGCAUCAAACCCGCAUGUGGAUUUGACAGGAAUUGCCUCUGCAGAGGCGGCGGCGGGUGGUCCCUCCUUGGAAGCGUUGACCCAAGCAUUGCUCAUGUGCGAAGCUGAUCGCUUGGAGGAAGUGCUGAAGUGCUCGCGUUUGUCCAAACGUUUGAUUUGCGGAGUGGUGGAGUCUUUGGUCUUCGAGAGCCGCGCCUUGUGGACCAAAGACUUCUCAGCGCUCAAAGGGAAAGAUUUCCUUCGAAGCCUCCAUCGUUUGGGUGCCCAUUACUUGGCAGCACUUCGUUCAUCAUCAUUGGGUCGAAGUGCAAGUGCUACAGCUGUGCUGGUCAUGGCAUCUUUGUUGGAAUUAUUUGAAGUAUUGCUUUGCAACAUGGAUGGCCCCUUGUCCUCGGUGAUGAAACGAAAAGGCCCCCUUUUCUCUCUGCAACCCUGGGAAAAGCCGGAUGGUCGGCCAUCCACCUUUGCAGAUCUUACUGCUUGGUUGCCUAUGUUGUCACCGGCUGCCUGCUCCUUGGCUUUGCUUUUGAAUUGCCUACAAGACACAGCGCUUGUUUUUGGACCUCCUGAGUCUGAAGAAUCUGAAGUGAGUGGUGUGGGCAACAGCAUCCUGGAGAUUGUGAGGGACCUUCGGGAUGCUAUGGGGAAGACCUGCCAAGCGCCCAAAUCCUUGAUGCGCGUGGACCGACCCUAUCAGGAAUGGGAAAUGGAUUUAGCCUUGGCUUUUGACAACAAUCUUCAAUGCCUCGAGUGGGAACUAGUGCGUGAUUUGGCAAUUUUCUACCAGAUGACACUGGCCAGUGUGCCUAGCCUGGUUUCUGCCUUGGAUGGCGGGGCCACAGCGCCCGUGGACCACGUUUUGAGUGCCAAUGAGGUUGCGAAGAUGGACUUCACGGUUAAUCUCUUCAACCCACCGACAAAGAUGACAGUGCAGAUUGGAAGCCCUUGCACUUUGCUCCAGAGGCACCCAAAUAAGGUCUAUACACAAGCCUCCCUGACGCAUCUCAAGCUACUCUGCCCUGCACUGCCGUAUUUGCGGUUUGGCUUGGCCAUGGAAAAUGAGAUUCUCUCAACGCCUGUUCUGCCAGACUUCGACUUUUCCCUGACCCAGCACCAAGCAGAGUCGCUGCUUUCCAUCUUGAAUUGCCCAGGUUUGCGCAUACCUUUGCUCCUGCAAUUCCUCAUCCCCAACCACAUCUCACUUCUGCAUCAUCGUCGCUUCCAACGUAUAUUUUUUUCUUGCCUCUUCGAGCCCGGCUGCUAUGGCACCAACUUCCCCACGGAUUGGAAAAUCCCAGUAAUCGACCAACUUUCAGUGGAGUUGGGAUGGUUACAUCAAGAACUCCUACGAAGCCCUCAUUUGUUGCUUCCCUCGCUGAAUCAACUCUUUGAAGCGAUGAAAGAUUUGGGCCAUGGAGAAUUCAAUGGGCCUUUGGUGCAACCUUUUCUUUUUGUGGUGCACAUUGCGCUUCUCUUGCAAGACUACAUGCAACAUGCAAAGGCUGUUGCGGAAGAAAACGCUAGACUCUGCUUGGAAGAGCAUGCCAAGCUCUUCCGCCGCUUCACGCAGAAGUUCGCAAGAAAAGUUUUGGCACGAUGGAUCCAUCAGGCAAAUCUGGCGAAGAAUUACGAGGUUUUGAUGCAGUGCCAUGCUCACCUGGCCAUGACCGCUUGGCCUCUCACGCGGAUGGAAGACGAUGACACGCAAAGCUUGGCUGUGGCGUCUUGUACCUUCAGCUUGUGGAGUGAAAAGAUUGGGGAUGUGGCGAAUGUGGAAUGCCCUGGGGACCAAGCAGAUAUGGUACACUUGGUCUUCAGUGCGUUAAGUCGACACCGAGUGCUUUUAUUGAAGGCUGUGGAACAAGGUGAUGAGAGCGAACGGAACAAAUACUUCAGCUUCAUCCUAGGUGGUGCUUUGGGGAGUGAGCGCAUGCCUUCUCUCGUUUGGCGCGCUGCUGAACAGACUCCAAAGGUGUGCUACCGAAUCUGCGAGACGCAGCAUCCCAUCACCUCCGAGGAUUUCAAGCCCAAAGUCGUGCGACUCCCCAAGGCUUCGCGGAUCAUUCUGCGCUUCGACCCACUUUGCCAAGUGGAGACCGGGGAUUUUGUGAAAGUCUAUGCUGGAGACAAAGAGAUCUCAUCCAAGUUGGUGUGGAGAGGGAGUCGGCAUGACGUCGCCAAAUCCGGAUGGCCAGGAGUGGAUGCUCCUGGCUUAGUCAUCAACAGCGACUCGUUCCGGAUCUCCUUGGAGCGUGUCAUGGCCUUCCGCAGCGACGGCGACACGGCUUACGGCUUCCGCGUGACCGCCGAGGCGGAGUUGUCGCCGGAGGCCGUCGCUUCCAUGCAGAAGGCCGUGGCUUCCGUGCCAUCCGAAGCGAAGCCUUCGAACUUCGUUUGCGCCUCCAUCCUCUCGGAGGUGGGUGGUGAUGUCCAGGAGGCGGUGAAGGACUACAAGCGGCAUGACGUGCGGCAGAAGUGGGAAGAGCUUGAGAGCCUAAGUGAGGCGCGGAAGCAGCAGCUGGGCCUUGGCUCGGGUGGCUGCUUUGUGGCAUCGGCAGCAGAGGAGGCGGAUUCCUGGCUCACAGGAGCUCGUGUGGACUUGGGAAUGGCCAACAUCAGCUUUGAGGCCCGUGAAACAUUGCAGCCGAUGCCUUCAGACUGCUUCGAUGAUCCAGACUAUCAAGAAGUCUUGGGGGACCAGCGCCCCAACGUCCUCCCACUCUCAGAGUCCCUUUACGCGCCACCUGAGUUCACGCUGGCCUUGGAGUACGACCGGACGACAGUAAAGCUGGCCAAGGGAGGGGAAGGGGUCCCUUAUGCCUUCCACCCGACGCACAACGCGAGUGGGAUCCUGUGGAGAGGCCAGACGUGGGCUGAGUUGAAAGUGGCCGACCUACCCAAGCAUUUGAGAACCCAUCAUGAAGGUGCAGGAAGUGCAGUUUUUGCGGCCCUCCUUUCUACGCCACCAGCGGAUCCUUCACUUCUGAAUAAGCCGGAGCCAUGGUAUUGCAGAUUUGCUGGCGAAUGGUGGAAAGGGGCUCGUUGGUACAGCCAACCUUCUUCACCCACACUUGGACUUGCACGCACGAUUUGUGUUUGCGAAGUGCAAAUCAGCAGCAUUCGGGCAGUGACUUCUUUCUGGUUGGAGUUCGAAUCCAUGCUGGGCCAUCCGGACUUCUUGGUUGCCUACCAACUGCAGGAGUAUGGCCGCAGCACCUUGCGAGAAGCUGUUUGGACCUCGUUGCGGCGGCAAUCGCUUUUCAGUGACGAUCCCGAAGAGAUCCAUGAGCUUUUCACUGUGCCCCAGGCCUUGUUGAACCAGGCUGGCCGCCUGAGACCUUUGGAGUUCUACGGGAAGUCCUUGGUCUUAAGGAGCGCUGCCGGGAGCUAUUUGCCGCAGCGCUUCCUGCGGGGCUUGCUGCCUCAAGUGCUUUUGCCACACUUCUUUUUCUGGCAAAUCUCCGAGUCUAGCAUCGAGGGGAGGCCAAGAGACAAGCAGAGCCGUUGGUUCAACUACGUGUUGCACUUGGAGCUUUCGAAUGGCGGGAGCACUGCGCGGGUUUGGCGGGAACAAGGUGAAGGUUGUCAGGAACUGCAGGAUGCGACUCGCUCAUCAGAUCCGAAGCUCUUCCAGUUUGGGCGAGACAUCAGCAGGGUGGAGCCUUUGUCACAUGUCCUUUUUUGGACCGAAAGCGACACCAGUGGCCAAAUCGGUCUGGUGGAGAUGCCCAGGUUGCAGCUUCGCUUCCGCUUCCGUUCCGGCCCCGUUUUGGAGCCUGGGGACGGAGUCCAGGUUCCUGCUUUGGCUUUCAAGAAGAAAUUGUAUUGCGACGCCUUCGGUGGUCAGAUGUACCUGGAUGCCUUUGGCAUCUCAUCCAUUCGCCGAUUGUUGCCAAAUUGCCCGCACUCCUUGCCGCCACACUGCUUCCUUUUGCGCUCUGAAGCUGGCGAUGCGAAGGUUGUGGCUCCCUUGGGUGGCUUAAGAAGACGCCGAUGCUAUCAAGAAGCUUUUGGCAUUGACAUUUACUUGACCAUUUUUGGUGAAGCUUUCUUUACUCCCAUAGCUGCGUAUGAUCUUACAUUGUCCACUGGAACUGACCUGAAAUCUCCCAGCCUCCUCUCUGCACUAUGGCUCCUUUGUUGUCGUCUUCUUCAGCGGGACUAUGAGGGCGCGGCCAAGCUGCUGCCCUUUGUGGCUUCUGCUGAUGGCCUUCUCCGCCACGACGAGCGCCUCGCCUUCCGCAUGGCGCUCCACGUUCGCUUGCGUUUGGUGCAGGCAGUAAUUCGCAAUGAGGGAAUGGAUGCUGACUUGGCAGGGAAGGCUUUCCGGGAUGCUGCGAGCUACAUCUCGCACCUGGCGCAUGUGAGCCAAAGCUGCUGUCUUUCUUUAGAAGAGGAGCUGGAAUUGUGGAACAGUUUGCUUCGCAUGCAGAGCGACAUCGAAUCUGCCAAUCGGUUUAUUCGCUGGAGACGACAUUUGCUGACAGCACGGAAGCAAGGGCAGAAGAUGACGGAGCUGGAAUGGGAACGAAUGGACCCAGGGGCCUGGGUCAGACAUGUUUUGGACCAUGAAGAGCUCGAUUCUUUCAAUUGUUCUAUCUCGGACAUCGACUGCAUUGGACACCCAGCUCUAUGUAUUGGAUACCUUUGUUUUCCUUUUGGGUCCUUUCGCUUUGUUUCGAAGUCGGCGGUAUGUGAAAGGCGGCGUUGGUUUCAGUUUGCUUUGUCUCUUGAGCGGUCUAUGUUUUUCAAUGACAGGAGUUUUCAAUUCUAUGUCUUCCAAUGGUUUCUCCGUUUUUGUUGCAUUGGUCGGCAUCCUGCCCUAGGUUUGAAGAAUGAACCGCUCUUUCAGGCCGAGGCGUCCGACAUGUUGUGGCCAAAGCUUCUGGAGGUGGUGCAGGGCAACAGCAUGAAGGAGGGUGUUUUCAGUACCAUCUUCGAUAUGUGGGAACGUGGCUGUGCUCCCGAGAUGCGUGCUUUGGCCCUCAGGAGAUUUAGAGAAACCCUUCGUGGGUGCAUUUUGCUUGCUACAUGUCAUGCUCAUCUACUGUACGUUUUUUUACCACAGGAAGCUUUGGUCUUCUAA
Messenger RNA from Durusdinium trenchii, 6438 nucleotides. Lineage: Eukaryota; Dinophyceae; Suessiales; Symbiodiniaceae. The record is from the annotation of a GenBank genome assembly.